GAGACCUCCAACUCGCGCACGCACGCAACAGGAAAAUAGGAAACUGACGGACGCACGCACAUCACGAAUCUUCAGGAGACGCCAGCGAUCGCGAGGCCGCCGCCGAUCUAACGCGCACACGACGCACGCAAGAUCAAUCUGCAGAAGUGCAGAGUCUAGACUCCAGCGCUCACGCCGGCCGCCGGCGCCGCCGUUCGCCGCUGACUCGGCUACCGCUGGACAGCUCUCCUGUGCGCAGUGUGCUGUUCGCCCAAUCUACUGCUUCUUUACUGCCGUAACUUGAAAAACAAGAUGAAGAGAUUUUUUUCACCGUUGUCUCCAACGAGCGUGUCCACACCUAUCAUUUUAGAUGGAGGGAAUCAAGUGACAGAGGAGGCUGAAUCAACACCUGAAACUGAAACUACCAUUGAAAUGGGACCACCGCCUUCGACUUCAAGCGACCCACCUGCAAUGUCAACUCCAGAGAGUAACAAUCUUGGUAAUCCCGCUGAUGCCCGUGAUCAAUUCUGUAAAAGUGAUAUUGAAGCUGAUCCUGGUCUUAGGAAACCAAUUGAAAGCUUAGAUCCGAACAUUAGAGAUGCUGCUAGAAGGAUUUAUAUAAAUAUGGGUCCAUGCCAACCAACUGAUCAUAAAUAUAAAAAAACACCCCAAGGAAAUUCUUCAACGAAAAGAAGCUUUCAUGCUAAUUGGUUCAAGAACCAUGGCGACUGGUUGGAAUAUAGUGUUGGUAAAGAAGCAGCCUUUUGUUUCUAUUGCUUUCUUUUUAAGCAACCAAGAGCGGAAAAUUAUGGUAUUGAGGCAUUCACAAGGGUAGGAUUUAGAAAUUGGAAGGAUGGACCUAGUGUUCUUGAUACACAUGUUGGUAAACAUGAUAGUGCUCACAAUAAAGCUAGACAACAAUACGAGGCUUUCAAAAAUCAAAGGCAAUGUGUGGCGCAUGUGAUGGAUCGUGGUAGCAAAAAGAAUGAACAAGACUAUAAAGCGCGUCUUAUCAUUAUUUUGGGUAUUAUUAGAUUUCUUCUAUUACAAGGUCAUGCUUUUCGUGGUCAUGAUGAGAGUUCAAGCUCAAACAAUAGGGGCAACUUUUUGGAGUUGAUGAGUUGGUAUAAGAAGAAGGAUCCAAUUGCUAGGAAUCUUCUUGAUAGUGCAGGCGGUAACCAUUUGAUGACUUCACAUGAGAUACAAUUUCAGUUGUGCCAAGCUUGUGCAGAAGAGACCACCAAAUCCAUUAUUGCUGAUAUUGGAGAUAGAAAUUUUCUUUACUUGUAUGUCAACAGUUAUGGGUACACGAUCGAGAGGUUUAUUCAGAUUAAGCAUGUUGGUGACACAAGAGCAGCUUCUCUAAAGGCAGCUUUGGAUGGUAUGUUUCUUGAACAUGGUUUAUCUAUGUCUAAAUUGAGAGGACAAGGGUAUGAUGGAGCUUCUAACAUGAGAGGGCAAUUUCGUGGGUUGCAAAAGUUGAUACAAGAUGAAAACCCUUAUGCAUUUUAUAUCCAUUGCUUUGCCCAUCAGUUGCAGUUAGUGGUUGUUGCUGUUGCCAAGUGUUGUUCCUCUGUAACGGAUUUCUUUAACCACAUAACUUUGAUUGUCAACACCGUCAAUGCUUCUUGUAAGAGACAUGAUGAACUAGCUCAACAACAACAUGACAAUAUUGUAAGCCAAUUGGAAUCUGGGGAAAAAAUUUCAGGAAGAGGGAAAAACCAAGCAACCAACCUUGUACGACCUGGGGAUACACGAUGGGGCACACAUCAUAAAACUUUGUGUCGCUUUCUAACUAUGUGGAAAUCUGUUUUGCAAGUGUUAGAGAACAUUCAUGAUGAUGCAGAAAAUUUAACACAAAGAAGCACAGCAGGUGGCUUAAUUUCUCAGAUGGAAAGCUUCAAAUUUGUUUUCAUGUUGCAUCUAAUGAUCAAACUAUUGGGCAAGACUAAUGAGUUGUCACAAUGUUUGCAAAGGAAAGAUCAAAACAUUGUUCUUGCAGUGAGUUUGAUCGGGGUCACAUUGCAGAAACUUCAAGAUAUAAGAGAAAAUGGUUGGGAUCAGCUCUUGGAAGAGACAAAUGAAUUUUGUGUUAAACAUAGCAUUCUAUUGCCAAACAUGGAUGAUACAAUACCAGCUCGAGGUCGUUCAAGGGGGCGUGGUGGUCAAAUGGUAACUUAUUAUCAUCGCUUCAUAUAUGAAUUGUUCAAUGUUGUGCAUGACCAAGUUAUUACUGAGUUAAAUAACCGCUUUGCUGAGAUAUCUACUCAAUUGUUAAGAUGCAUUGCUUGUCUUGAUCCAAGGAACUCAUUUGCUAAUUUUGAUGAAGACAAACUUGUUGAACUUGCUAAGAUGUACGCUGAUGACUUCUCCACAUAUGAGAUUUUGUUUGUCCUUAGAAAGCAGCUUGAAACAUUCAUUGCGGAUGUGAUAGCUAAUCCAAUUUUUUUGAGUUGUAAUGACCUCGGUAAUCUUGCUGUGAAGAUGGUUCAGACUGGUAGACACAUUGUUUUCCCUUUGGUAUAUCGCCUCAUUGAGUUACAUUGAUUUUGCCUGUUGCAACCGCAUCGGUGGAAAGAGCUUUCUCAGCUAUGAGUAUUAUCAAGACAGAGUUGAGGAAUAGGAUGAGUGAUGACUGGCUUAAUUAUAGGAUGGUUUGCUAUAUUGAGCGAGAUAUAUUUGCAACUACUGACGAUGAUGAUAUUGUAUAUCGAUUUCAAUCAUAUAGGUCUCGCA
Triticum aestivum (bread wheat) is the source of this 2715-nucleotide messenger RNA. RefSeq names its product zinc finger MYM-type protein 1-like. The coding region runs from base 292 to 2526 and encodes 744 amino acids. Lineage: Eukaryota; Viridiplantae; Streptophyta; Magnoliopsida; Poales; Poaceae. The record is from RefSeq and is a predicted model, not a curated record. The transcript is spliced from 3 exons.